Molecule: messenger RNA, 1399 nt
Organism: Anolis sagrei ordinatus
Lineage: Eukaryota; Metazoa; Chordata; Lepidosauria; Squamata; Anolidae
Product: T-box-containing protein TBX6L-like
Biological process (GO): cell fate specification; positive regulation of DNA-templated transcription; regulation of transcription by RNA polymerase II
Cellular component (GO): nucleus
Molecular function (GO): RNA polymerase II cis-regulatory region sequence-specific DNA binding; DNA-binding transcription factor activity, RNA polymerase II-specific
Source: RefSeq, a predicted model, not a curated record
UUUUGGAUAACUUCCCAUAUUAUGUAUUUUUCUCAUUCUUUUUUGUUUGUCUUAGAAGGAUCCAUCCUUAUGUUAUUAUAACUUUGGAUUAGAAGCGUCUAUUCAUAUAUUAUAUAUAAUUAUUAUUUUGACCGUGGAUAUUUUGUUCCUGUAUUAUGUAUUUUUCUUGUUAUUAUUAUGGCUUUGAAGGAUCAAUUCCUAUAUUACGUAUUAUUAUCAUUAUCAUUAUCAUUAUUAUAUCCCAACAUUCCCUUUUCCAAAUACGGGGGUGAUGAGUUGUCUUCUUGUUGUUGUUGUUAUUAUUUUAUUACUAUUUUCUUCCCCAGCAUCUUCCUCUUCCAUUGAGGUCACUUUGGAGGAUCGGGAACUUUGGGAGAAAUUCCAUCAAAUUGGGACUGAGAUGAUAAUCACCAAAAAUGGGAGGCGCAUGUUUCCUCAAUGCAAGAUCAAAGUGAGUGGAUUGCUUUCUGAAGCCAAGUAUCUCAUGAUGGUGGACUUUGUUCCUCUGGAUAAUUUCCGUUAUAAGUGGGCGAAGGACCAAUGGGAGGUGUCUGGGAAGGCAGAGCCCCGCCCCCCACCCCGGACCUACCUGCACCCAGACUCUCCAUCCCUCGGCUCCCAUUGGAUGAAGCAGGCUGUCUCCUUCCAGAAGCUCAAGCUCACCAACAACACCCUGGACCCCCAGGGACACGUGAUCCUCCACUCAAUGCACCGCUAUCAGCCCCGGUUCCAUGUUCUCCGUGCAGAAGACAGUCAAGAUGGCGGUCGAUGGAGCUCCUUUCGAACCUUUCUAUUCCCGGAGACGGCCUUCACCUCCGUCACGGCCUACCAGAACCAGGAGAUCACGAAACUGAAAAUAUACAAUAAUCCGUUCGCGAAGGGCUUCAGGGAUCAAGGAGGGAACGCUUCUCGGGAGGGGAGGGUCCAACGGAAGAGGAAGAAGGAGGAGUCCAAAUCGAAGAUGGCUGCCAACCAGAGAGAGCGGAUGGAUUCAUCGAUUGUUGGGAAAGUGGCGGAAGAAAACGAGGAAGAGGAGGAAGGCAGCCUUUGCCCUGACGAGUGGCCCGACGGACGCCAUUUUGGGCCUUUUCCAGCAAAAAUGGCCGAAGGCCCUUACAGGUUCCUCCCGGAGACUGACGACCUUUGGCCCCGCCCCCCUCCAACAGACUUCCCCCCAAAGGUCAUGACCCCUGACCCGGGCCCCUCCCCGUUCCGGCCUGCCUUUCCAGAGCAGGCCUUUGGGGCCCAAUGGAUGGUGGCCCCUCCCCCUUACUGCCCAGUGGCCUUCCCUGCUGAGUUCGGGGGGUCACAGGGAGGUCACGCCCCGGGGUCACCGUGUCCCUUCUUCCCUUAUUGGUGAUAGUAGAAUCGGAAAGAAUAAAAAGGGAUGUUAAAUGGG